Molecule: messenger RNA, 2604 nt
Organism: Mercenaria mercenaria
Lineage: Eukaryota; Metazoa; Mollusca; Bivalvia; Venerida; Veneridae
Product: neuromedin-U receptor 2-like
Exons: 2
Coding region: 490-1623 (377 amino acids)
Biological process (GO): G protein-coupled receptor signaling pathway
Cellular component (GO): plasma membrane
Molecular function (GO): G protein-coupled receptor activity
Source: RefSeq, a predicted model, not a curated record
CUUAAAAAUGUUUAUAGCCCAAAGCUUUUCAUAGGCAUAUUCACUGUAGUGACAAGUGCAUUCCUUAUCUGCACUUCGCAAAGAACAAAUAUAAUAUUCUACUCGCCGGACAUUCGCAGUAUUGAUGAGAUUCAGGUGGUGUAAAGCAGGAUUUGGAUAACAAAGGCAGUAACUGACGCGCAAUUAACUGAUUGUUUGCAGUAAUAUCGGAGAAAUCCUUAUUGGUUCAUUUAAAUGCGACGAUAAUCUAUUAGAAGGUUGGCAACUGCACCGACUGCAUUUGGAUGAAAACAAUAGAAAAACACAUGCUUUGUGUAGACUAGAACACAUUGAAAAGUAUAAAAGACAUUUUUUUCUGGAAAAGUCUCAAUUGUGGCGAGUUGAACAGUUUUGAUGCAGUGUCUUUGAGAUAGAUAAAUAAUUGUAACGAUUAUUUGUGUCAUAACCAAAAAAGAACUUGAAUUGCAAAACGUGUAAAAGUUAUAUGAAAUGGCUAAUAUAUCAACAACGUCAUUUACAAACACAUUUACUGUUUCGACGGAGGUUAAUAUCACCAAUAGCGAAGAAGAUAAUACCUUAUCGCCUUUAUCAUUGUUUGAAGAAAACAAAACAACUGCUGAAAUGAUUCAGGAGAAAAUGGAUACAGUUCAGUAUGUUGUGUGUCCUACAUUGCUUGUUUUCGGAAUUCUAGGAAAUUUAAGCACGAUUCUGACGGUUUCUCAUGUUCAGUUUCAUCAAAUGACAUCCAAGUUUAUUUUGUACGCGCUGGCGAUCUCUGACUCGCUGUUACUCCUGACGAAUCCAUUUAACCAACACUUCAUGCAAGAAAUUUGGGGACGAGAUGUCAGAGCGCUCUCAAGUGGAGGAUGCAAAUUAUUCUUUGUCAUGUACAGAACCGGUAAAAUCUCGUCAUCUUGGUUUAUAGUUUUAGUCGCUGUUGAACGUUUCAUUGCAAUAAAGUUUCCGCUGAGAGUGAAGCGUUUCCUUACAAAAAAGACAGUAUGUGUCGCUAUAGCAACUAUUUAUGUAAUGACCUUUACACUUUCUGGGAUUUGGACAUUUUCCACUGACGUUGAAAACCAGAUUUGUAGAGCAGACCUUUCGACACCCAAUAACCUCAGGUUACAUAAAGCUUUUGUCAUCACUGGUGCUGCUUGCUACUCUAUUGCUCCGAUUGUCAUUCUGAUGACCUUGACACCACUUAUUAUUUUAAAUCUUUACCGCAGUCAUCGCCUUCGGCGAGAUCUGCGCCAUAGCAAAAUUGGCAGGUCUGCAAAAAAUACAUCUCGUGUCACUAUAAUGUUAAUUGGUGUUGUUAUUACCUAUAUAAUAUGUGUGACGCCCAUCACUCUUCUCCUUAUUCUUACAUUUUGGACCAAUGAGCCUAUCUUCGACUCACAAAAGACAGAAUAUAUAAUUUUCUCUGGCGUUGCUUCAUCGUUUGAGCAAAUGAACCAUUCCAGUAACUUCUUUGUUUAUAUCAUGUGCGGCCGGCAGUUUCGAGAAAGAUUUUUCAACAUGAUAAGAUGCUCGAGAAAAAAGAUACACGGAACUGAGAGCUUGACCUUUGCCUUGGGCAGCAAUCUGGAUCUUAAAAACCGCAGUACCCGACGGGUAUCAUAACACGCAGCACAAAGUGUACUGAUAAAAACCAUGAAUUGAUUUAACAAACUAAAGAGUGUACUGGAAGAAAUAUCCAAAUAUGACAAUUAUUGUACAGUUACCCAGGAAUGUUUACUAUAAUUUCAUUACAGCAAGUAAGAGUUGCGUUAAUGUGUAGAAAUAAAACCGCCUAUGUAAGUUAAAUAAAUGAUAUCUUCAGAAAUAGUUCUAGUUUUAACGUUUUUGUAUGGAGAAGUAUGCUCUAGUUUUUGCGCAGCGAUAUUAUGCGACAUUACUAGGUGUAAGAACUAUUUCUCGAUGUAAUGUUCUGUUUUUCAUUAUGUUGUCAAAUGACAUGUCAAGAAUUAACUACACACGUGCUUCCAGGGAAUCUACACUUACCUUUCGAUUUUUGAAAAGUCUGAACUUUUGCUUUUGAAAAGUCUGAAUUUUGCUUCUAACACGAUUUCUAUGAAUGUUGGUAUAGAGGUUUGACUUGGAAAUGUGUUUUUGGUAAGUUUAAAAAUUAUACAAUUUACAUCACAAUUGAGUAAACAGUCCAUGUUAUUUUUUUAUGGCUGAUACAUCAAACGGUCGUUAAGAGCCGGCUUAUUUCACGUAUCACUGAUUAAAUCGGAAUAGAACAGGUAAAAAAAUGUACAAAGAAGAUCGUAAUAAAAUGGUGCAUAGAUCCAAAUAUUUUAUAUCACGUGAUCAUCAUGUAUCUAAUUGAAGAGGACGUUUUUUGCAUGUGUAAAGUUCAAAGUAUACAGGAAUGGAUAACAAUCUCAAUCAUGUAACAAUGAAAUUUUACUGACAUAGCAGCUUUAACGUACAUUGCUAGAUUUGUUAUAAUUUGUGAAUAACUGUUUCAUUACGAACAUACUAAAUCUUUGGUAAAAAAUUGCUUUAUUGUAUUUCGAAUUUUCUUCCUCAAGUUUUCAUAACAAUUAAGGACAUUUAAGUAGAAAGUGAAAAUCGUCUUCUAAAUCUAACAAAUUA